AUGCUGCUAUCGAGUAAAAUUGCAGUGAGUGGUAAUACGAACACUCAGACGCAGUCAGGUGCAUAUCAGCAGCACGGCCGUAAGAUUUCACCGAUUGGUGGACCACAUCCCGGUGAACAUUUGAUAAUGCGUCAGAAAUUUGAUAGCGCCGAGCGACCAACCGAGAACGGUGGUGCGAAGGUCAUCUAUCGAUUAGCCUCUUUCGAUAGCGCAUCUGAUCUGGGUUCGUUGAUUCAUCUUGGUUUGUUUCCAGCGAUUAUGGCGACCAAAAAAAAGUUCCGUCUCGGAAAUCACAAAUGA
Anisakis simplex (herring worm) is the source of this 300-nucleotide messenger RNA. The record is from the annotation of a GenBank genome assembly. NCBI's taxonomy places the organism in Eukaryota, Metazoa, Nematoda, Chromadorea, Rhabditida, Anisakidae.